Molecule: messenger RNA, 3748 nt
Organism: Spea bombifrons (plains spadefoot toad)
Lineage: Eukaryota; Metazoa; Chordata; Amphibia; Anura; Pelobatidae
Exons: 17
Coding region: 39-3584 (1181 amino acids)
Source: RefSeq, a predicted model, not a curated record
CAGAGAACGUUCCGGAGAUAACCGGUCGGAGGAUAACCAUGGAUCUCCGUGUUUUGGGUCUUAUUCUGUUAAUGCAGCGGAUAUGUUCGGGGCUCCAAGUAUCGGUUGCCAAUUCCUCUCAAAAUGCGUUGGUUGGCUCUCGUGUUCUUCUCCCCUGUCGCUUCCGUGUAGACGACCCCUCUGUGAACCUGAAUUUUCUUGCCAUAUUCUGGAAAGUUAAUGGCAGAGAAGUCCUGAAAUAUGACAGCAAAGGAAUGAUUUCCCACCGAAGGAUGACAAUAGAUGAAAAGGGGUUCGUGAACGGGGACGUCUCGCUGUCCGUACACAACGUGACCAUCUCCGACGAGGGUCUCUACGAGUGCUUAGUGAUCUACAGCCCGGAUAAGCAGGAAAAGGCCAUCCAACUACAUGUUCAAGCUGCCCCAACUGUCAAAAUCACUAAAAAAGCUCUUCUGCCCAAUAAGAAAAACCGGAUACUCUGUUCGGUCAGCGACUUUUACCCGCAAGAUGUUACGGUGACUUGGCUGUUGAACGGGCGGAUUGUAAGUGAUGCAAAUCUGCAUGAACCCCGGAUAAACGCAGACAGGACCUUCAGCGUCAACAGCUCUGCGCUCAUCGUCCCAAAUGGGAGCCAGGAGAACCAUCUCAUUGAGUGCCAGGUGGAACACGCGUCUCUAGUGGCCCCCGUUAAGGACGAAUUCAUGGCGGGAUAUGGAGCGGCUCCCACCGUCAGGGUCUUCUCGGCUAAGUCAGACGCAGACCAGGACCAGAUCUUUGUCUGCGAUGUCAGAGGAUUUUACCCCGAGCCGGUGGCAAUAAACUGGCUGCUGGAUGGAAGAAGGGUCGAGGCGUCCAGCAGAAACGAGGACGGAAAAUUUAAUAAAAAAAGUUUCUACCACGUACCCCAUUCAUCCAGUAACCAAACAAAGGAAAUCUCCUGCGAGGUGGACCACGAGACCCUCCUCAAUCCGGUUACUAAGACCCAGGAAAUUAAAAGCGACUAUGGCCAGUCCUAUCACUUCGGCUUAUUCCCCGCUCUGCUCCUGCUGAUCCUCGUCAUCGGAUUUCUAUUCAGUAAAAGGAUCCCUAAGUUCGUGGUCAGCGACAUACAUCAGCCGCAAGUGUCGAGUGAAGAGAGGACGGUGUCUUUUUAUUGCGCGGCUUUAAAUUGUCCAAAGGAAGUUCGGGUUUCCUGGACGGUGACCGACACAGAAAGGCGAGCCCUGAAAUUAUCAGAUGAUCCAGAGAACGGCGAGGAGGAGAAGUUACUCGGCUGUGAUAAUUAUGCGGUGAGAACCUGCCGUUCUGAGGUCGACGGACUGCACAGCGCCAUCGCCAUACUAAGCUUCACCCCGCGAGAGAAGCAGCACAGCGACAUGCGGAUAGCCUGCGAGAUAUCGUGUGAUGGAAAAAGCAAAGAGAAGAAAAUCCAAUGGAGCUACGUACUGGCAAAGCCUCGGAUGCCGGAGAAGAUCCGCCUGUCCCUGUGUGACUCCGGAGAAGUCCUCUGCUCCGCUGCUCUGAAGGAUUUUUACCCAAAAAGUAUCCGGAUCGCAUGGAGCUCUGGAGCCGGACGUUACCUGGAUCUGGACACCGUUAGAAAUACGGUUACAAGAAACAAGCAGCUGAAGUUUGACGCGGAAAGCGAAUGCCGAGUCCCCGGGCAUCUGUUUAGAGAGCCUGGGUUUAAAGUCCGUGUAACCUGGGAACAUGAAGCCCUGAAUGAGUCCGAGUCCCGGGAGGUGACCGCAGCAGACAUUCCCUGGCACCCGCGGAUGGGAGAGAUCAUCGUACCGGAUAUUAUAGACGGCACCGAGGCCAAACUGCAGUGUACCAUCUCUGGGUAUUUCCCCGACGCUCUGGAUGUGAAAUGGUUAAAGAAGGAGCGCGGGAAGCCGGAUUUAUUCCCGCUGCUUCCCAACGAAACCUACAAGAUUCCAAUACGGGAAGUCACCCAGACAGGCGAUCGGACUUUUACCUGCACGGCCGUUCUGAUUGCCAAGGUCUCGAUAAAAACAGACUUCGGGACGGAAUUCGUCUGCCAGGUGGGGCAUCCCAGUGUGGGGGGGCGGCUGGAGAAAAGAACCGGGGAGCUGAGAGUGACAGGAAUGGAAUCUGUGAAUAUUAAACAUUUAAAAGAUCACCUGGCGGCUGAGGUUGACCGUUUUUACCCCAAAGACAUUAAAGUCACGUGGAGUCGGACUAAGAACAAGAAUUAUGAGAAUUAUGAUGAGAUAACCAAUGAGCUGUCAGAAAACAGCGACGGAACCUUCCGACUCGUGAGCAAACUUCCUCUCCAGAAGACAACACAAAACAAAAAGCAUAUAAAGGUUGAGGUGGAACAUCGCUCCCUUGGGUCCCCGGUGGAGAAGUUCAUCGUCUGUGAGAAAGGAAGCAUACUUAAGUACACUUCCUGCAACUGCUUGAGAGUACGCCCUUUAAACUCAAUGACAGCUGAGCUCCCCCGGGACUCCAUGAAAGAAAUGGCAGCCAAUCGCAUGUAUCCUAGGGGCCAUGGAGAGCAGCCACCAUGUUUAUUUAAUACGCCAUGCAUUCAACAGCCGCCAACUGUCCUGAGACGUCUCCUCCAGCCGAAGGACCCGGAAAUACGGACACCGGAGCGCGGGAAGCCAGAUUUAUUCCCGCUGCUUCCCAACGAAACCUACAAGAUUCCGAUACGGGAAGUCACCCAGACGGGCGAUCGGACUUUUACCUGCACGGCCGUUCUGAUUGCCAAGGUCUCGAUAAAAACAGACUUCGGGACGGAAUUCGUCUGCCAGGUGGGGCAUCCCAGUGUGGGGGGGCGGCUGGAGAAAAGAACCGGGGAGCUGAGAGUGACAGGAAUGGAAUCUGUGAAUAUUAAACAUUUAAAAGAUCACCUGGCGGCUGAGGUUGACCGUUUUUACCCCAAAGACAUUAAAGUCACGUGGAGUCGGACUAAGAAGAACAAGAAUUAUGAGAAUUACCCUGACUCCGAGAUAACCAAUGAGCUGUCAGAAAACAGCGACGGAACCUUCCGACUCGUGAGCAAACUUCCUCUCCCGAAGCCAGUAAAAAAUAAGCAACCUUUCUGGAAGUCAGUCCUAAAAAAUACGCAUAUAACGGUUGAGGUGGCACAUCGUUCUCUUGGGUCUCCAGUGAAGAAGUUCAUCUUAUUUGAGAACGGGGCCACGGAGAGCAGCCGCCAUGUUUAUUUAAUAAAUAAUAGCACCAACGAGAGGACUGAACUGAUUCCACCAUCGAGCGCCGUCCGACGUGGAGAUCCGGGGGGUCCCGGUGCAGACGCCAUGCAUUCAACAGCUGCCAACUGUCCUGAGACGCCUCCUCCAGCCGAAGGACCCGGAAAUACAGACACCGGAAUGGUGCCUGAGAUAAAUGAAAAGGAGCAAAAAGAUGAAAAGGAGCAAAAUGAAGAAAAGGAGCAAAACGAAGAAAAGGAGCAAAACGGUGAAAAGGAGCAAAAUGGUGAAAAGGAGCAAAACGAAGAAAAGGAGCAAAACGGUGAAAAGGAGCAAAAUGGUGAAAAGGAGCAAAGCGAUGUAAUCGUGAACCUGGAAAGUGAAGAGACUCGAAAAGGUUUAUAAAGUAGUGAAUGCAGGACAAGCCCUGACCGGCAUCCGGCACGUGGGGCAAAACCCCAUUAUCUACAACUUUUACUAACUGUGAAACCCUUACUGAUAAUCAUUCAUUCACUUAACUGUCACUUUAAAGGUGAUCUCUUUUUUUUACUCUGAUUAAAAAUACAUUU